Messenger RNA from Fragaria vesca subsp. vesca, 951 nucleotides. Its product is annotated as UPF0678 fatty acid-binding protein-like protein At1g79260-like. The coding region runs from base 66 to 554 and encodes 162 amino acids. NCBI's taxonomy places the organism in Eukaryota, Viridiplantae, Streptophyta, Magnoliopsida, Rosales, Rosaceae. The record is from RefSeq and is a predicted model, not a curated record. The transcript has 4 exons.
CUACAGAGAGGAACGCGAAGACGAGACUUCCAAAGAGCGCGAAAGAGAAAGAGAGAGAUAAGAACAUGGCGGAGGACGGCGCUAAAGCAUCGCCGGCGGUCCACCCGGCGAUCGCGCCACUGUCAUACCUUCUGGGUUCAUGGAAAGGCCAAGGCGAGGGCGGCUUCCCCACCAUCAACUCCUUCUCUUACGGCGAACAACUCCAUUUCUCUCAUUCCGGCAAGCCGGUGAUAGCUUACACACAGAAGACUUGGAAAUUGAACUCCGGGGAGCCUAUGCACGCCGAGAGUGGAUAUUGGCGGCCCAAACCUGAUGGGACUAUUGAAGUCGUCAUUGCUCAAAGCACUGGUCUUGUUGAAGUUCAGAAAGGGACGUACAAUGCAGAAGAGAAAGUGAUAAACCUUCGAACUGAGCUAGUGGGAAAUGCAACAAAGGUGAAAGAGAUAACCAGAGUUUUUAAGUUGGUUGACAAAGAACUGUCUUAUGAAGUUCAGAUGGCUACCAAUCUCAACAGUCUCCAACCACAUCUAAAAGCCUCGCUCAAGAGAGUCUGAAGUGUAUGUUGUAAAUAAAGUAAACUUCAGAAGUUAGCAUCAAAACUGUAGUCAUAGAUCAUUACUCUAAAUGCAGCUACAUUUCCUCCAGAUUCAUAUUAAGGACCAAAGUGGAUCUGGUGCAAAGACAAAGAACUUUUUCAUUUUAUUUUUUAUAUUUUGUAAUAACAGUGGUAGGCGAAUACCCUCCUUCAAGCUUUGGAUUCACCUAUCUGGCCAAUCUGAGCAUUGGUUUUCAACGAUGUGCUAACUUCAGCAUAAAAAUCAAUUUCAUGAUUAUUGAAGAGCAGGUCCUCAAUUUUCCAAUGAUAUCCGUAUUUCCUCGUCUGGUAGACCACAUCAUUUGAUUGUAUCUUCCAAUCCCAAUAUGGUUAAUCAAGUCACUCUAGUUACCUUA